AUGCAGGCUAGUUUAGUUGCGGGUGGCACCAAAAUCUGGUCACUAAAGCGACCUGGCCCGUUGAAUAUCGGUGCUAGUGCAGAUUCCGCAUCUAAGACCUGGGAUAGAGUUGCGAAGAUCCACCAUGACUUCACUUUCGAGAAUUUUCGUGGGGUAAUAGACUUUCCCUCGGGAUCUGCGUUGCGACCCCAGAAGUACGUGGCCCAGGUCAUGAAAUGGCUUCGUAUUCCAAGUCGUAUCUACAAACAGACUUCUAACGAACUCAGUGCGACGAUUGCUCAAACAGCCGGUCGCAGCCGUUGCUAA
This is a messenger RNA of Penicillium maclennaniae, 306 nucleotides long. RefSeq lists its product as uncharacterized. The record is from RefSeq and is a predicted model, not a curated record. The coding region runs from base 1 to 306 and encodes 101 amino acids. NCBI's taxonomy places the organism in Eukaryota, Fungi, Ascomycota, Eurotiomycetes, Eurotiales, Aspergillaceae. The transcript has a single exon.